This is a messenger RNA of Aspergillus viridinutans, 1878 nucleotides long. Its product is annotated as tyrosine--tRNA ligase MSY1. The coding region runs from base 1 to 1878 and encodes 625 amino acids. The transcript has 5 exons. Gene Ontology annotation, molecular function: ATP binding; tyrosine-tRNA ligase activity; RNA binding. Gene Ontology annotation, cellular component: mitochondrion; cytosol. The record is from RefSeq and is a predicted model, not a curated record. Gene Ontology annotation, biological process: tyrosyl-tRNA aminoacylation. Lineage: Eukaryota; Fungi; Ascomycota; Eurotiomycetes; Eurotiales; Aspergillaceae.
AUGAAGCCGCAAUUGUUGUCUCUGCCUCGUGCAGGACGCUUGCGCAUUCCGGUUACUCUAAAGACAGCAAUGCAGACGGGCUACGGUGCGCGCAGCUACAUGCGCACUGCUCAGAUUGCGCGGAAAUAUUCCUUAGGAGCUCAAGAACACCGCUUUUUUGUCACUUCAUCGAUACGGUCGCCGGUGACGGAGUCAAAAAGGUGGAUUACCCAGAAACAUAUACAAAAGGUGAAGGCUGGGGAGGAGCAGUGGGCUCAGUUCGCUGCGGAGAUUAAGGCUGGGAAGCGGAAAAGCUUCGUUGAACAUCUAGAAGAGAGAGGGUUGAUCCAUGAUGUCGUCGGUGAGCGCGACUUACUACACCGGGUUUUUACCGAGAAGAGAGUCGGGAUCUAUGUCGGAGUAGACCCAACAGCUCCCUCCUUACAUGUUGGCCAUAUGCUGCCGUUCAUGGUGCUGGCCUGGGGUUAUGUGUGGGGUCUACCUGUCACCUAUCUGCUCGGCGGGGCUACUUCUAGAGUCGGUGAUCCCACUGGGAGGUUGAAAGGACGAGAGGCAAUGGAUUCUUCGGUCCGAAAAGCAAAUAUGGCGAGCAUGCACAUGCAGCUGAAAAAGUUGGGGGCUUCUGUGGAGCAAUACGGCAAGAAACAUGGAUGGCACAAAGAGAAGAUCUGGCGGCGAGCUCUGGUGAACAACAACACAUGGUGGAAUUCAACAUCCUUCUUAGAAGUGCUACGGGACCUGGGCGCCCAUACGCGGCUUGGUCCCAUGCUGGGUAGAGAGACUGUGAAGAACCGGAUGACCAAAGGUGACGGAAUGUCUUUUGCGGAGUUCACAUAUCCCCUACUGCAGGCAUGGGACUGGUGGGUGCUGUUCCGGAAAGGUGUUCAGGUGCAAGUUGGAGGUUCCGAUCAAUAUGGGAAUAUCCUCUUCGGCAUGGAUGCCGUGAAGUCGAUCAGCAAAAACACUGCGAUGGAACAGGACCGAAAUCCUCUGGAGGAUGAUUUAGACAAACCCAUUGGGUUCACUACGCCACUAUUAACAGCAGCAAACGGUGAAAAGUUUGGGAAGUCUGCCGGUAAUGCCGUUUGGUUGGAUAAGGACAUGACUUCUACGUUCGAGCUGUACCAGUUCUUCGUUCGAACACCAGAUGAGGUUGUUGAGCGCUAUCUGAAACUGUUCACGUUUCUGCCUUUGCCUAAGAUUGCCGAAAUCAUGGAAGAGCAGAAUAAAGAUCCUUCAAAGCGAAUUGCUCAGCAUGCACUGGCUACCGAAUUCUUGGAGCUGAUUCACGGAAAGGAAGAGGCUGACGCAGUUGCUUUACAACAUCGUCAGCUUUUUCGGCCACGCUCUUCGACGGCUGAACCUAGUCCUAUGCCCAAGGUGACCAGCCCGCCUAGCAGCCAUGCAAAUUCGCCCGCUGCAGGCUAUGCCAAUCCUCAGUCUGGGAACAAAUACGCUCCCCAGACCAACUUCGCCAACAUGAGCAGCCCCCAUGUCACUCUUCCCCGCUCCCUGGUCUAUAACCAGCCAUUCCACAAGAUCUUGUGGCAUGCAGGACUGGUCUCCUCAAAAAGCGAAGGCCAUCGCAUUGUCGCGAAUAAGGGCGCCUAUGUAGGAAGUCGCCCAGGAGACAGUGGGCCCAUGUCCGAUGACCUGUCCUUCACGCCCAUUGAGACAUGGCUUCCGGAAAAGACGCAGGAGUACAUCAUCGACGGGGAUCUUUUGCUUCUGAAGCUUGGUAAAUGGAAGUUCCGGAUGGUAAAGAUCGUCAGCGAUGAAGAGUUCAAAGAGCGCGGACUUACAGCUCCUGGUUGGGAGCUGGAGAAGUCGGAAUCAGAGUCGGCCGCUGAAAAGACAACGGAGGUGAAGUCAACAUGA